Parnassius apollo (apollo) is the source of this 273-nucleotide messenger RNA. NCBI's taxonomy places the organism in Eukaryota, Metazoa, Arthropoda, Insecta, Lepidoptera, Papilionidae. The record is from the annotation of a GenBank genome assembly.
AUGAAUUGGUUGGUGGUGGUGACUGCAGUGGCAGUGUUCACAGCUGUUGAUGCUGCUGGUCCACGCCGCUGCGCUGGCCGGCUCGCUCGGGAGCGGCUGAAAGCCGCUGAGAAGAUCCGGGAUAAGAGGUUCUUCCUCUUCUGCUGCACACCCACCUGCUCCUCUCUACUGCAGCGCAGGCCUCGGCCUCCGCCGACUACGAGACGUUACCAGCCGUAUCAUAAAACUUGGUUCGGCCUUAAAUACGGUAGGAGAGCUCUGUUAAUUAAUUAA